Branchiostoma floridae (Florida lancelet) is the source of this 3169-nucleotide messenger RNA. RefSeq names its product tripartite motif-containing protein 2-like. Gene Ontology annotation, biological process: protein polyubiquitination; proteasome-mediated ubiquitin-dependent protein catabolic process; negative regulation of translation. Bases 424 to 2280 code for a protein of 618 amino acids. The transcript is spliced from 3 exons. The record is from RefSeq and is a predicted model, not a curated record. Lineage: Eukaryota; Metazoa; Chordata; Leptocardii; Amphioxiformes; Branchiostomatidae. Gene Ontology annotation, molecular function: ubiquitin protein ligase activity; protein binding; translation repressor activity.
AUACCAGUAUGUACGUUUUCUUCACCAUAAAUUUUAUUACAAAGUGUCGCAAAAAGUUACUGACAGAUAAAUAGAAAUGAUAUGGAUUGGUAGCACUCGCGCGAGAAAGAAUAUCACCUGAGUAAUAGAGGGAACACAACGACGUGUUAAAUCUUCUGCUUGAAUUUUACUUAUGUGCUGCACUUAUGUUCACUGCCGCCAGGAGCCGUUUCUUUUAGACUCCACCAUGCAUGAAGGAGAUCACCUGUCCGUUGCCUAGCAACGGUUACCCCCGCGAUGAUUGACCCAUGACCCCAACAUACCUGUGUCGUCUGAUCGCGCCAGGCAGACAGACCUUUGCCCGUUUUGUGCCAUUUUGAAGAAUUGUUCGACUUGAAAUCGUCGUGUUUUGACAAGUGACAAACGUACAGGUGGCUCUUCAACAUGGCGGACCAACCAGACGGGUUUAGAGAGGAAAUUAGGGAAGAGUUCCUGACGUGCAGUAUCUGUAUGGAGGUGUACACCCGUCCUAAGAUGCUCCCGUGUGUCCACACGUUCUGCCAGCGGUGUCUGGAGCGGUUCGCCGCCGGGAAGUCUUCCCUGGCCUGUCCGACCUGCCGCCGAGAGGUCACGUUGCCAGUUGGCGGUGUGCAAGCUCUCACCGAUAACUUCUACAUCGCGAGUCUGUGUGCCAAAGUUUCCAGCCCCUCCCACGAAACUCAGACGACAGGACGGACGACAACCCCGCAGACGACGAACCCCUGUUCGAAUCACCCUGGCAACCAGGUUCUAUCGUUCUGUCGAACCUGCCAGGUUGCUACAUGUGCCGCAUGCGCAGACGACCACCCCGGGCACGAUGUAGACGACAUUGCGUCGGUUAUGUUGGAGAAACGUGGCGAAAUUGGACAAACUUUAGACAACGCGAAGGGAAGAAUCCACAAACUUUACGGUUUCUUAGACGAGCUUGACCAGGCAGACUUACAGGCGGAACGGAAUUUCCAGGAGGCGGAAACUCUGGUGAAUCAGACGUGCCAAAGACUGGUGGAGGCGGUCGCUAGGCAACAGGAGGGCGUCAUAGCCGACCUGAGAGCGCGGGCCGGGGCCAGGAGGGCCGAACUGACGCAACGGCGGGAACAGGUGCAGACGACAAUGUCAAACCUUAUCGUAGCCUGUCGCCGGGCCGAGGAAGACAUGCGCACUACGGAUCUCCAGGCCAUGUCAACGCGACAACACGACCUCACGGAGAUCGUUACAAGCCACGGGGCGACAGAUCUCAACAUCUCAGGCGAGGAGGUAGAGUUCCAACCGUGCCUUGACAACGUUUCUAUCGGCCAGCUUGGCGUUAAAGAUGCCAGGGGAUCUGAAAUGUUAGGGUUACCUCUAUCUCCGACUAGAACACAGCAAGCUACGACCCAAGCAAAUAUAACGGUUGGAGGAUUGAAGGGGAGGGGGGCUGGCCAGUUCGACUUCCCUACCGACGUUGCUGUCACCAACUUUCACAUUUUUGUGCUCGACAAGGGGAACAACAGAGUGCAGGUGUUGGACAAGAGGGGGAGCUUUGUUCGUGCCUUUUACACGGGAAACGAAACCUCCAAACCUCAGGGCAUUGCUGUAAACCCAAGCGGGCAGGUGGUCGUCACGGACUUGGGUGACGGUACUGUGAAGGUGUUCUCGCAAGAAGGCCAGCUUUUGGAAUACUUCGGAGAAGGUUUUGCCAAGCCCUGCGGUAUCAGCAUACACCCUUGGUCCGGGUUGGUCGCUAUUGCGGACAUCCAGAAAGAGAGGGUGACUGUACACCGUCCGGAUGGGAGCCUAGUGCUGACGCUGCACUCUAAAGGCGAGGGGGUACAGUCGUUCCGAAAGCCCGCGUAUGUUGGCACUAUGAACUCUGGUGGGGUGCUUAUAUCUGACAACGCUACCCAGUCGCUAAAGUUGUUCAGUAAGGACGGAAAAUUCGUGCGGGCCAUAGGGAGGACUGCCGAGAGGGUGGACGGGAGCGGACAGCUUCGGUACCCGAGGGGGAUCAUCGCGGACAACGCCGACAAUAUCAUCGUGGCUGACGCCGAUAACGGCACCGUAGACGUGUUCGACUGUAACGGCAAGUUUCUCCUCCACACGGCCAACAAGGCGGACGGGUUGAAGCGACCGACGGGCCUGGCUCUGCUCGGAGACAAGAGACUUGUGGUGACGGACACCGCGACUCACAGCGUUCUCAUCUUAAACAUGGCGGAUAAGGAUAUCUUACCACGAGACGCCGGUAGAACCGUCGACUCACCCAGCAAAGUGUGUAGUGUGAUGUGAUAGGGUCUAAGUAGAUAAUUUUUUUUUCUUUUCUUUUGUUUGUUUCUUCCACUUAAUGCGAUGGUCACAUUUCCAAACCGGGGCCCGGCCGGGCAGAUUUCGGGAACGAAAAGUAUGAUAGAUAUGAAAGAUAGCAAACACACAAUGUAACGUUAUAUACAGACUGUAAAAAAACUACAUGUAGUAGUCAACAAAAUGUGCGAAUAUUCAUUGAUAAACAGUAAAUUUUCAUUGCCGCAAACAUCCCGGCCGGGCACCGGUUUGGAAAUAUAGCCGUAGUAUAGCAUACCCGAAACUGCUACAAUGACAUACUUUGUUGUGCCAAAUUAAAUAUACACGUUGUAUGACCUUUCUGUGAAUUUCACGAGGAAAAAUCUAGCAGCAAUGUGAUUUCAACAAAACCAUUUUAAAGAGAUGACAUGAACAGUAUUGUGCUAAACAGUGAGAUGUGGUUAACCCAUAAUUCGUUGGAAAAUACUUGAAAAGUGGAGCGAAAUUAUUGACAGAAAAGGGGAUUGGGUCAUUGCAGACAAAUAUGAAAAUUAUCACACUUAACAGGCCAAAGAGUAAAUAGGACAUGGGCACAAAGACAUGCCAAAAUGGCAUUGUUCACUUUUGGGUCGACUGUUAAUCAGUAUCAUCCUAUUGCAUUUCUUAAAGUCUUUCAGUCAAGAUCACAUUUAUCCUUAUGACGUGCAUUAUGACAAAACAUUUCUUCGAAUACACGAUAAAAAAAUUUUAAAAAGUCGCACAGAAGUUUCAAGUCUUUUAUACUUUACUAGAGAAGACAUAUCUUUAUCUUCUACCCUGCUUAUAGUUACUUUCCACAGUUGAUAUUCAAGUCGAAUACUAAGUAAUUAACUUCAUAGUCUACCCUGUUUACUGUGAU